Molecule: messenger RNA, 1569 nt
Organism: Trichoderma reesei QM6a
Lineage: Eukaryota; Fungi; Ascomycota; Sordariomycetes; Hypocreales; Hypocreaceae
Exons: 4
Coding region: 1-1569 (522 amino acids)
Source: RefSeq, a predicted model, not a curated record
AUGGACUUUGCGCUAAUCGCAGCUGCCGCAGUAGAACCCAAGGCGCCUGAGAACGCCGAAACCGCUGAUGAGGCGGCCGCUGCUAAGCCCGCCGAGGCUGAGAAGAAGACCGACGCUGAUGGCGACGCCGAGAUGAAGGACGCCGCCGACACCGCUGCUGAGCCUGAGGCCGAUGCGACCGCUGCCGCUGCCACCGAGACCCCUGGUGCGAAGAGCAAGAGCCGACGAAAGUCGAGCGCUGGAGAGUCCAAGGGCAAGACGCUGAGCAAGAAGGGCUCCAAGGCGCGCCUAACCCACAUUGAUGCCCAGCCUGGCGACCACUUCCUCGUGAAGCUCAAGGGCUUCCCGGCCUGGCCCGCCAUCAUCUGCGACGAGGACAUGCUCCCCCAAGCCCUCAUCAACACCCGACCAGUCUCCGCCGCUCGCCCCGAUGGAACAUAUUCCGAAGCCUACGCGGAUGGCGGCAAGCGGGUCAACGAUCGAAGCUUCCCCGUCAUGUACCUCUCCACAAACGAAUUUGGAUGGGUUACGAACACGGCCCUCUCCGAGUUGACUGCGGAGAAGGCUCGCGAGUCGAUUGGAGACAAGAUGCGCAAGGACUUGAAGCUCGCCUUUGAGCUUGCCGCUGAGCAGAACCCUCUUGAGCACUACAAGGAAAUCUUGCAGAGCUUCCAGGAGGAGCUGAUUGCGCAAGAAGAGGCUAAGAAAGAAGCCGCGGCUACGCCCAAGAAGUCCAAGAAGGGCAAGGCUAAGGCGAGCGACGAUGAAGACGUGGACAUGGACGAUGUGGAUGAGGCCCCGAAGCCCAAGACUAAGAAGCGAAAGGCUUCGGAGGAAGAUGCUGCCGUUCCUCAGCGUUCUGACUCUGUCAAGAAGCCCAAGAUCAAGCUCAACACGUCAUCCUCAUCCAAGGCGGCGAACGGCACGGCAGCGCCCAAGGCCAAGGAAGAUAAGGCCGCAAAGGUUGCAAAGGCCAAGCCAAAGAAGGCUUCGGACAAGAAGGACGCGCCCAAGGAAGCCAAGCUGACGCCCGAGGAGCGACACGCUCGCAAGGAGAAGGAGAUUCUUUAUCUGCGCCACAAGCUUCAGAGAGGCCUUCUGACCAGAGAACAGCAGCCGCGUGAAGAGGAGAUGAAAUCCAUGUCCAGCUUCAUUGACGUCCUGGAGAAGAACUACGACGAUCUCGAGGUCUCCAUCAUCAAGAGCACCAAGAUCAACAAGGUCUUCAAGGCUAUCCUGAAGCUCGACUCGAUUCCCAAGGAGGACGAAUUCCACUUCAAAAAGAGGUCUCAGGCUCUCCUGGACAAGUGGAAUAAGCUGCUCUCCACCGAGUCUGCCCCGGCGAAUGGCGUCAACGGCGCCUCGGAAGCCAAAGAAUCUAGCAAGCCGGCUGAAAACAGCGGUGAAAAAGAGAGCGGCGACAAGGAUAAGGAGACCCAGGACGAAAAGGCCAAGGAGGCUGCCGAAGAGUCCGCUGCCGCAGCCACUGCCAAGGAUGAUGAAGCUGAGACGAAAGAAGAUGUGAGUUUGGAAAAGGGCGAAAAGGCCGAGCCUGAAGCGGUGAGAUGA